UUGACAGACAGACUGAAGGUGUGCAUCAUAAUACUCGAUUGCUGUUAUGCAGUCAGUCCUCGUCUCGAGUGCAUAGUUUGGAAUGUCAACAUAAUAGGAGCUGCCUGGCCUGGCCUGCCUGGUGUUGUAGAGUGUGUGUUGUAUCGCUCGUUGCAUUAGCGUUUUCGUGUGAUUUUGUAACAGCUCGUCGUCGUCGUCGUCGUCGCCUACUUGUGAAGCGUAGCUUAGCUACGUGUGCGUAAUUUUCUAGUAGCGUAGUGUUUCCGUGUGUAACUAGCCAGUCAGCGCGCACGCAAGUGGUGCGUUCAAUUUAGGCCAAGAAUUGGCCACUCGAGUGCUGGGGUGAGGGGCUUUGUCGCAUGACCCGACCGAACCAUGCCCGGAGGAGGAUCCCGAGAGCAGUUGGAGGCUGCUGCCGCGGCGUACCUGGGCCGGGGCCACUUUUAUCUGCAGCAGAAUGGUGGCUGCGGCGGCGGAGAUGAUGAUGACGACGACGACGAGGGCACGGGUUCGAUCAUUCCCGAUCGCACCGGGAAGCACUCGUUCUGCCGACUGUGUCUGACCCAUUCCGACCGGUUGAGCGCGCUGUUUCCGGUGAAUGCCAAGCCGGAUCGGGUGCUGCUGGCGCAGAUAUUGGACUGCGUUGAGGUUCAGAUCACCCUUCCGGAUGACAUCAAGGCGUUGAUUUGCACGGAGUGCGUUCAGCAGAUUUACGCGUUCGCCAGCUUUAAGGAGCUCUGCAAGAGUAACGAUCAGUUGCUCAAGAGUCAAACAUUCGCACACGAAUCCGACGAAGAGGACGAUGAACCGGUGGAGGUCCAUCCGGAGAUUACACCUGAAGUUACCAUGACGAUCCCGCAGCAGCAGCAGGAGAAGAUAGUGUCCCUUCCGGACGCCACCCUGCUGGAGAAGUUGUUCGAGCAGGGCGUACAGGUUGAGGCGAUCGGUGAUCAUCAACCGACGACGGCCGCCUCUUCCGUGCAACUGAGCGAUGCCGACGAGCGGGAAGCGGAGCGCAAGGCCAAGAACGCAGCUCGUAUGCGUCGUUGGAGACUGCGUCAACGCCAGAAGCAGGAACAACAGCAUGUUGUUGUAAAGCCGGAACCGGAGACGAUCGUCCCGCUUGCGAUUCCCGUCCCAGAUCCGGUUCAGCUGGAGCAGGAGGAAGCCCUGCGGAUGCAGCAGGCCAAGGAGAUGUUUGCCCUGCUAGCGCAGCAGCAACUCCGACAGGUCGAGGCCGAGAUCCGCCGACUCAAGGCCGGUGCCAUGAUUCAAGAGCAAAUCCAGGACUUUGUCGUCAAGCAGGAACCUCAACCGGAACCGAUCGAGGAAGAAGGUGGCGAAUCAAGCCGCCAAACGUCUCCCAGCUCCGAGCAGCACAUGGCUGCUGUCCGGCGAUCCCGCGCUGAGUACAUGCGCAAGUGGCGCGCCAAGCGCAGCCAGUCCCAGCAACAGACGCCGACGUCCGCUCCGACGACUCCGGUCGCCGUGUCCUCCUCGUUCGGCUUUGUCGGCCGCCCUCCGGUCCUGUCGCCAGCCCCCGGCGAAACCGAAAAGAUCGUCAUCCAGCGGCACAACCGGGCCGAGUACAUGCGCCGCUGGCGCCGGGAACGCCUCAAGCAGGAACUCAGCCCGUCCGAGUUUGACGACUGGUGCACCAAGAGCGAACAGCGCCGCCGGUUCCGCGAGUGGCAAGUUAUGCGCGAGAGUGCCUCCUCGGCCGGCGACGAAACCAUGGAUUGUGGCGAGCUGGACACAUCCUCCUCCUUCCGGGUGGCACAAAGUUGACCGAUUCACGCCGCCCCCAACCGCUUCAUCCUCUCUUUUAGGCUGUCUACCACACACCGAACACAGUAUUUAGACGUUCUAGUGUUUUAUGUUUUUAUUUCGCCUCGCUCUAACUCUGAUUUUUUAAACACCGUUCCAUACGUAACUCGAGAUUAUUCGUUUUUUCCGUGCCCCUCGCACGCAGUAUUCGCAAUAAAUGACAAACUUUACAUUGUAGGUUUAGGCGCUAUCGCAUUCUCUGCCUAGUAGAUAUAAUAAGCCCAACCAAUCACACACAAACACAAGCAACUACUUUUAAUUGUUAAGCCGAAAAAAACAGUGAAACUCCAGUGACUCAAAUGUCGACAACACUCACUACUUUUGUAUGCAAACACAAGCUACUCAAAACGGAAACUAACUAAGGAAGAACACCAAGCAUAAACCUGCAUAAACCGCCUGUAAGGACUCAACGCAACAACAACAAACAAACUCACUCAAAAUCAUCGCCGAUUUUUGAUGAUGAUGCAAGAAACAAUAAAUAACUCAACUGCUUAUUACCUCGUGAAAUAUAUACUAACAAUAAUUUGAUUAAGAUGCGAACAAUAAAUAGUAUACACAUAAA
Culex quinquefasciatus (southern house mosquito) is the source of this 2389-nucleotide messenger RNA. RefSeq lists its product as uncharacterized. NCBI's taxonomy places the organism in Eukaryota, Metazoa, Arthropoda, Insecta, Diptera, Culicidae. Gene Ontology annotation, cellular component: nucleus. The record is from RefSeq and is a predicted model, not a curated record. The transcript has 2 exons. Gene Ontology annotation, molecular function: zinc ion binding. The coding region runs from base 376 to 1788 and encodes 470 amino acids.